Molecule: messenger RNA, 2699 nt
Organism: Papilio xuthus (Asian swallowtail)
Lineage: Eukaryota; Metazoa; Arthropoda; Insecta; Lepidoptera; Papilionidae
Product: hemolin-like
Exons: 5
Coding region: 110-2521 (803 amino acids)
Biological process (GO): regulation of transcription by RNA polymerase II
Cellular component (GO): nucleus
Molecular function (GO): zinc ion binding; RNA polymerase II transcription regulatory region sequence-specific DNA binding; DNA-binding transcription factor activity, RNA polymerase II-specific
Source: RefSeq, a predicted model, not a curated record
AUGGCGUUACAUUUGUGCAUUUCUGGCUUCUGAAGUUCAUACAUUAUUUUCUGUAAUUCUUACAGUUAUCUUAUUUUAAUUCUAAGUGAAAAUGAUUUAAGACUACAAAAUGGAUUUUGAUGAUAUUGUCGUGAAAGAAAGCCCGGGUCUAUGCCGGUGCUGUCUUUCCGAAGGAUGCUACAAAGAUCUUAGUACCGAGUAUCAAUGGAUGGAUGAUACAGAAAUUUAUGCCGAUAUGUUACUGGAUUGCUUCGAUAUAAGUAUCUCUCAACACGCUGAAGGGCCCAAUGGUGCCAACCGACUUAUUUGUGAGGUAUGCGUAACAAGACUGAGAGAUGCUUGCAACUUCAAGAAGCAAGUAUUGGCCUCGGAGAAGAAAUUUGUUGAUAUGGUUGGCAGGGGAGCAUUUAAACCUAAAGCGGUUACUUACAAUGUCCCCAUCAAAUCUGAAGCAAUCUUGGAAAUACAGCCUCAGGAAACAGAGGUGGAGUUUCUUGAGGCAGGAAUGGAUUAUCCUGAUGAUGACGUAUUAAAGGACGAUUUAGGACACACGAGUACAGAUGAUAUUACGGUAUCAACUUUACCGAUUAAAGGCAAGAAAGGAAAGGCUAAAAAGACUAUGACUAAAGCUGAAAAGAAGUCUUGUUCCAAAAUAGUACUUGUUGAGAAACCGAAAAUUUCAAAACCUCUAACUAAAGAUGAAAUACCGCAUGCCCACGAGAACUGUGUCUCUGAGAGGCGACGGCGGAAUUUACAAAUAUUAUUCAACAACACAACCCUUUUACCAUUUAAAUGGAGGGGGAAAUGCCUAUGUUUCUAUUGCGGGGAAAGUUACGCUGAUUAUAAUGAUUUUAGAAAACAUACAAAAUCACAUGGUCCUUGUACAACUAAAGAUUAUUCAUUAAAAUUAAUCAAAGGAAAUCAAAUAGAAAUCAAAAUUGACGUAUCCCAAAUAUCGUGUGAAAAAUGCAAUGAAACGUUUAAAACUUUAAAAGAAAUAGUCGAUCAUUUAGUGGAAAAACACGGUUUGGAUUACGACAAAACAAUCGAUACAAAAAUUCAAGAAUACAGGCUGUUGGAUUUUCAAUGUUUACACUGUGAUUUACAAUUCAAAUAUUUUGGUUUUCUUAUCAACCACGUAAAUAGUACACAUCCGCGUAAUAAUUAUAUUUGCGAUGAUUGUGGAGCUACUUAUAAUAAAAAGAGAGAUUUAACUUUACAUUUUCGGCAUAAUCAUCGCAAAGGUGGUUACCCUUGUACAGAAUGUUUGGAAACUUUCAAAUCCCAUAAUCUAUUACGUAAACAUCAAAAUGAUUAUCACUUUAGGAAGUGCAAAAUAUGCGGAGUGAACUUCGCAACGUACAGUAUGUUACUAAAGCAUGUACAAUCCGAACACCCGGACGACGGCACCGCAAAAUGUCCACAUUGCGCCAAACAAUUACAUUCACCGCAAGGUUUAAAGCAGCAUAUACAUAAAUGUAAAGUCAAUUUUAUAAAAAUAGAUCAUCCUGUAGAUGACAAUUUUACAGAUGUUUUAUUGCAACCGAAAAAGAAACAAAACCUUAAACAAAUAAGACAGAAUAUCCAAUGCGUUCUUAACAUGUCUACGGCAUUGCCUUUUAAAUUUUUCGCCAAAUAUUGUUGUUUCUAUUGCUCCAACAAGUUUGUCGAAUUUGACGAACUCAAAGAACAUACACUUUUGGAACACCCUAUAUGUGAUUUGCAAUCUAAAAGCAUGAAGAAAUGUAAAGGCGAGAGAAUAACAGUUAAAGUCGAUAUAGCAAAUUUAAGCUGUAAAAUAUGUGGCGAACAUUUCGAGAAUUUGGAUAUAUUAAUCGACCAUUUAAUUAUAAAACACGCUGUAAACUAUGAUAAGUCGAUUUCAGGAUGUUUGGAACCGUACAAAGUUAUAAAGGACAAUAUGCCAUGCCCGUUUUGCCCUAAUCGUAUCUUCAGAUACUUUGGUAUACUACUAAGACAUAUAAAUUCAGAACAUAGUAACAAUAACAGGAUCUGUGACUUCUGUGGUCGUAGUUUUAAAAGUGUAACCAAUUUAAAAGUGCAUAUAACUUACGCACACACUGGUGCUUGCGAAUGUAAUAUAUGCGGUACGAAAUAUAAAAAUCAAUGGUGUUUAAGUCGACAUAAAGCUAAACAUCAUAACGCAAAAGAUUAUAAAUGUCCGAAAUGUCCUGAGCUAUUCCAAUCACAAUAUCAUAAACAAAAACAUUUAAUUCAAAACCAUAAUAUAGGUCAUAAAUGUAGUUAUUGCGGGAAAAUGUUUACGAGGAAUUCGUUCAUGAACGAUCAUAUACGUAGGACGCAUUUAAAAGAGAAAAAUGUCGUAUGUUCAGUUUGUAAUGAAAAGUUUUUCGAUAAUUAUCUUUUACGUAUGCAUAUGGUAAAACAUCAAGGUGAAAGAAAAUUUAAUUGCGAAGUUUGUGGUAAAGCUUUCUUGCGUCGUAGUAAUUUGAGUUCGCAUAAAGAAAUGCAUAAGAAAUACGGUCAUUUACAAACCUAAAUGAACUUAUGUAAAUGAACUUUAUACUCUAAAAUGUACUUGUACUUUUGGCCAAUUAUGUUUAAUUCAAGAGAAAUUGCGAACAAAAGGAUGAAAUAUGUGCACUAUUUUAUUAUAAGUUUCACCACCUCAAAGGCCGGCAACGCAUCUGCGGUUCAUCUGGUAUUGCUGAUGUCCA